Messenger RNA from Phacochoerus africanus (Common warthog), 4728 nucleotides. It is a transcript of the gene MFN2, whose product is annotated as mitofusin 2. NCBI's taxonomy places the organism in Eukaryota, Metazoa, Chordata, Mammalia, Artiodactyla, Suidae. Gene Ontology annotation, molecular function: GTP binding; GTPase activity. Gene Ontology annotation, cellular component: mitochondrial outer membrane. The record is from RefSeq and is a predicted model, not a curated record. Gene Ontology annotation, biological process: mitochondrial fusion; mitochondrion localization. The transcript has 21 exons. The coding region runs from base 388 to 2661 and encodes 757 amino acids.
ACGGCGAACCUGAGGCGGCUGGUGACUCGCGCGCCCUUUUCCUCCCGCCUGUCCCCGGGGUGGUGCUUGUUGGUGACGUCAGGGGUAUGAUGGCUGCCGGGAGGCCGGGAAGGUGAAGAAUUUGAGUCAGCGCAAUCAGCAGCCAACCUCAACGUGAGAUAGGACGGAGGAGAACUCAAAUUCUUUUCGUCUUUUUGACUCUAGCCGCGUCCAUGAUGCCUACCCUGUGAAGUUCUCUCACCAUCCAAAAAUUGUGCCAGCAGACGAUCUGUGGAUCCAUUUUAUUUUCCCUGCUAGGAGUUGCUGUGCAUGAAACUGGGGCCUUGACACGUGGCCUCCAAGCUAAGAAAAUCUCACAGAUGUGGCAUAUCCUGAGGAGGAAGCGCGAUGUCCCUGCUCUUCUCUCGAUGUAACUCCAUCAUCACAGUCAAGAAGGAUAAGAGACACAUGGCUGAAGUGAACGCUUCCCCGCUCAAGCACUUUGUCACUGCCAAGAAGAAGAUCAAUGGCAUUUUUGAGCAGCUGGGGGCCUACAUCCAGGAGAGCGCCACCUUCCUCGAAGACACCUAUAGGAAUGAGGAGCUGGACCCUGUGACGACAGAAGAGCAAGUUCUGGACGUCAAAGGUUACCUGUCCAAAGUGAGGGGCAUCAGCGAGGUGCUCGCCCGGCGGCACAUGAAAGUGGCUUUUUUUGGCCGGACGAGCAACGGGAAGAGCACCGUGAUCAAUGCCAUGCUCUGGGACAAAGUGCUGCCCUCUGGGAUCGGCCACACCACCAACUGCUUCCUGCGGGUGGAGGGCACAGACGGCCACGAGGCCUUCCUCCUCACGGAGGGCUCAGAGGAGAAGAGGAGCGUCAAGACUGUGAACCAGCUGGCCCACGCCCUUCACCAGGAUGAGCAGUUGCACGCCGGCAGCCUGGUGAGUGUGAUGUGGCCCAACUCCAAGUGCCCGCUUCUCAAGGAUGACCUGGUGCUGAUGGACAGCCCUGGCAUCGAUGUCACUACAGAGCUGGACAGCUGGAUUGACAAGUUUUGCCUGGACGCGGAUGUGUUUGUGCUGGUGGCCAACUCCGAGUCCACCCUGAUGCAGACGGAAAAGCAGUUCUUCCACAAGGUGAGCGAGCGCCUGUCCCGCCCAAACAUCUUCAUCCUGAACAACCGCUGGGACGCGUCCGCCUCGGAGCCCGAGUACAUGGAGGAGGUGCGGCGGCAGCACAUGGAGCGCUGUACCAGCUUCCUGGUGGACGAGCUGGGUGUGGUGGAUCGAGGCCAGGCCGGGGACCGCAUCUUCUUCGUGUCUGCCAAGGAGGCACUCAACGCCAGGAUCCAGAAGGCCCAGGGCAUGCCCGAAGGAGGGGGCGCUCUUGCAGAAGGCUUUCAAGUGAGGAUGUUUGAGUUUCAGAAUUUUGAAAGGAGAUUUGAGGAAUGCAUCUCCCAGUCUGCUGUGAAGACCAAAUUUGAGCAGCACACUGUCCGGGCCAAGCAGAUCGCAGAGGCAGUUCGCCUCAUCAUGGACUCUUUGCACAUCGCUGCACAGGAGCAGCGGGUUUACUGCCUCGAAACGCGGGAAGAGCGGCAGGAGCGGCUGCGGUUUAUCGACAAGCAGCUGGAGCUCUUGGCGCAGGACUACAAACUGCGCAUCAAGCAGAUUACGGAGGAAGUUGAAAGGCAGGUGUCCACCGCCAUGGCUGAGGAGAUCCGGCGCCUGUCUGUGCUGGUGGACGAGUACCAGAUGGACUUCCACCCUUCUCCCGUGGUCCUCAAGGUGUAUAAGAAUGAACUGCAUCGCCAUAUAGAGGAAGGCCUGGGCCGGAACAUGUCGGACCGCUGCUCCACGGCCAUCACCAGCUCCCUGCAGACCAUGCAACAGGAGAUGAUCGAUGGCUUGAAACCCCUCCUUCCCGCAUCUGUGCGGGGCCAGGUAGACAUGCUGGUUCCUCGGCAGUGCUUCUCCCUCAGCUACGACCUCAACUGUGACAAGCUGUGCGCUGACUUCCAGGAGGACAUCGAGUUUCACUUCUCCCUCGGGUGGACCAUGCUGGUGAAUCGGUUCCUGGGCCCCAAGAACAGCCGCCGGGCCUUGAUGGGCUACAACGACCAGGCGCAGCGGCCCAUGCCCCUGACCCCGGCCAACCCCAGCAUGCCCCCGCUGCCCCAGGGCUCCCUCACCCAAGAGGAGCUCAUGGUUUCCAUGGUCACCGGCCUAGCCUCCCUGACGUCCAGGACCUCCAUGGGCAUUCUCGUUGUUGGAGGAGUGGUGUGGAAGGCUGUGGGCUGGAGACUCAUCGCGCUCUCCCUUGGCCUCUAUGGCCUCCUCUAUGUCUACGAGCGUCUGACCUGGACCACCAAGGCCAAGGAGAGGGCCUUCAAGCGCCAGUUUGUAGAGUACGCCAGCGAGAAGCUGCAGCUCAUCAUCAGCUACACCGGCUCCAAUUGCAGCCACCAAGUCCAGCAGGAGCUGUCUGGGACCUUUGCUCACCUGUGCCAGCAAGUCGACGUGACCCGGGAGAACCUGGAGCAGGAGAUUGCCGCCAUGAACAGGAAAAUCGAGGUUCUCGAUUCACUUCAGAGCAAAGCCAAACUGCUCAGGAAUAAAGCUGGUUGGCUGGACAGCGAACUCAACAUGUUCACGCACCAGUACCUGCAGCCGAGCAGAUAGUGGGCUGCCUGAGCCGGAGCCUGAGUGGGGCCGGGCGGCGCCGCCAGCCCAGUGGGGCCUCCCUCCAGGGCCCGAGCAGCUCCUGUCCGUUCUGCCACCGCCACCGUGAGAACGAAGCCCCCACUGUCUCCCACCGUCCUCGCUAGUUACUGUCCCCCUCCUUUGCCUGCUGCUGCAGGAAGAUCUCCCACCUCCUACCCUCAGAGGAGCCUUCUUUUAAUGAUGACUCUGGAUAGCAUGGUACUGAGGAGUUGAGUCCCGUCUUUGCUCUGCUUCAUCAGGUUCCCUUGAUUGAGGUUUCAUCCGAUUGCUUGAUGAGGUCUUGGGAUCGCAGAAGGCCUGGUUGGGCCUUUAAGGGUAUCGGCAGACACCCCCGCUCCGGCCAACAUGCAGGCCAUGGGCUGCUGACCCGUGCACCCCGCUCACCCGCAGAGAGAGGCCACCUUAGGGGGCGCCGCAUCUUCUUCCCUGAUGGCACUGGGAAUGUGAAUUCAGGGAGGCGGGGGCCAUCCCCCGGGGGCCCGUGGCCUGUGUGUCAGUUUGGUCCUUUGGCUUUCACGCUUCAUCCUGUUUGCAGGGCCUUCCAGACCAGGUUCCAGUCCUGGUGGUGGGGUCGGAGGGCCUUGGGUUUCAGGCCCAAGUGGGCCUCGUGCCACAAGGGGCGGGGAGGGCGGGCAGAGGCAGCUGGAGUGCUGCAUAGCACAGCACAGGUGGCCCGUGGAGGGUGCACAUCGAAGCCCGUGCUGUCAGCGGGCGGCCAGGGCCAUGACGAGGCAGGACCUGCCUCCUUUCUCGUUGUGUCCCUGGCUCUGGUUUGGGUGCUUAGCCCGUUAGUCUGGUUUCUUAUGAGUGACUGAUGGUUUGGUCCAGAGCGUUAGAGGAUGUAGUGGAAGGAAAGGUGGUAGAAGGAGGGGACCUUGGCGGCAGGCCGGGGGGAGUGGGCCCCACCCAGGACGGCUGGAGAAUCUGGAGAAUCAGGGCCUUUUGCUUGACCUGAGGGGCCCUGUGAGGGGCUCAUGGCGUCUGAGAGCCCACCCUGCUAGCUUGAUGGCAUGCCAUGCCUGGUAUGUCCCCUAAGAGACGUCUUCCCACCCAUCACCCCACUGCCCUUAGCCCAAGCCGCCCUUGGCCACCAGUCUUCUGGACCAAGUCUCCCGUGUCAGUGAUACUGCACUUGGCCAAGAGACAUUUUGGGCAACCCAGCACCCAUCCUCCCACCCUCCCUGUCCCCAGGGCCUCCAGCUGACAGAUGGGGCCUCGCGUUGAGUUUGAGAAGUGUUUACUGUCUUUGAAUUUGGGGAUAGUUACUGGUCACAGUGGGGGUAGGUUCCCGGCUCCAAGGUGUCAGCUGUCUGGAGCCAGCAGCCUUGGGGUGACAGCCCUUGCAGCACAGGUCAGAGAACUUCCUAGAAACCAGCAGCACUUCUGUCCAAGAGCCAGGCAGGGCUUAGGCAGGAGGUGGGACUUGUCCUGCCCGUUUGAAUCCAGCCACCCAUCAACUUUGGGGAAAUGACUUGGCUUGGUGGCCUGUGCUCCCUGGUGGGUGGCCACGCAGGCGGUGUGCUCUCCAGGUACCCACUUGGCCCUCACACCCUCGGUCUACCCUGGCGUGUGGAACAAAGUCAUGGACUUCACCAAGGCCGCCUUGGGGCGGGAGGAUGCUCUGAGCUUUUUGCCAGGCCCGGAUGGUGGUUGGCUCCCAGCGUGUCUGGAGAAAUCACACAGUUCCAAUGAAUUUUGUGCUUUGGCCGGGGGUGGGGAUUAUUUAGAAUAAAUAACAAUGAAUUUUUCUUGAAUGUGGCCCCCAGGUAAUGAAUGGGAUUUUGAGCUUCUUAUACAAUAAGUAAAAUCAAAUUUAUACCACUUGAGGCCGAGAUUCUUUCUGAAAGAAGUGUGGCAAAAGCACUUUAAUUUAAUGCUGCUAACUUCGUUCUCUGUUUCAUUUGCUGGAGUGCGAGACAGUGAGUGUUUUCUCUGAUGUAUUUAAGGUGAUAUAUAUGCCUGAAUUACUCCUGUAUCAUUGCUGAUAAUACUGGACACUAAAAUAAAGCCUCGUUGGAAAGCGUU